AUGGGUGUCCACAACAUCGCAAACAAGGCCGAAUUCGAGUCCGCCAUCAAGGACAACAAGAUCGUCGUCCUCGACGCUUUCGCAACCUGGUGCGGACCCUGCAAAGUCAUCGCCCCUCAGGUCGUCACAUUCUCGGAGAAGUUCACAGGCGCACACUUCGUCAAGCUCGACGUCGACGAGGUCCCUGACGUCGCUCAGGACCUUGGCAUCCGUGCCAUGCCCACCUUUAUCAUCUUCAAGGACGCAGAGAAGGUCAACGAGAUUGUCGGCGCCAACCCUAAGGCGCUGGAGGCCGCCAUCGAGAGUGCUGUUUCUUCUACGUGA
Amorphotheca resinae ATCC 22711 is the source of this 324-nucleotide messenger RNA. RefSeq lists its product as hypothetical. The coding region runs from base 1 to 324 and encodes 107 amino acids. The record is from RefSeq and is a predicted model, not a curated record. Lineage: Eukaryota; Fungi; Ascomycota; Leotiomycetes; Helotiales; Amorphothecaceae. The transcript is spliced from 3 exons. Gene Ontology annotation, molecular function: protein-disulfide reductase activity.